AUGUAUGUAGAGAAUUCAAGGCUGCCGUGGAAAGGGAACAAUGACCCCUGGUCUCAGCCCUCAUCGCCAAAGCAAUCUGCUUUAGAUUCAAAAGUGGCAGCCUGGGAUGCCUACCAGCACGUCAGCACCACCACCGGAAAUGGCCCGUCAGUAACUGCAGGGUCUUCCCCAGGCCGAGUCACCCCUUCCAACUCCCAUCUUGCCCCUCCAACAUCUGUCCUCCGCGAAACAGAUAGAGCAACUCUGUACACCAACACAACAUCCAGCGUCCCUUUACCACAGCUGCACGAGUCACGUUCAUACGAUGAGAGUCCUGGCGCUUCAAGUUUUCUCGGACGAUCAGAAUAUCUACGCGGCGAAGUCCCCAUCAAUGAAAACCGGGCAAAAUCGUACCCCGCAGUCGCGUCAGAGAGUUUGACGGAAGAGGAUAUUCGUAUUUUGCAGCUACAGCACGCCUUCGAUUUACCACCACGGGCUGUUAGAGAAGGGCUGAUUGACGCGUUCAUGAAGCGUUGUGCGCCAUGGAUGCCUAUCGUUGAACGAAGCUGGCUGGCUGAGGGCCACGGAAACCAACCGUCGUUACUGCUCCUCCAAGCGGUAUUCCUUGCAGGUAGCAGAGUGUCAUCGGCUCCAGCAGUGGCUGCCUAUGCAUCACCAAACGAAUUCUACCGUCGGGCUAAAGCCUUGUUCUGGUCAGGUUAUGAAAAGAACCCGGUUACUAUGAUUACUGCGGUGCUUGUAAUGCAUUGGUAUAACCCUGAGGGGCCGGAGCAUAUUUCUCUUAAUACCAGUGGUUUUUGGAACCGCAUUGGAGUUGGCCUAGCGUUUCAGAUCGGGUUGCAUAAAGAACCACCACCAGGACGAAAUGCGGCGCUUCGUCGACGAUUGUGGUGGACUUUAUAUGCAAGAGAUUGCUUAAUCUCAGCAAGUCAUGGGCGGCCUCGCGCCAUAAAUCCUGACGACUGCGAUGUCCGACCUCUUUAUAACGGAGACUUCUACGAGUCGACGGCAGAUGGUCCCAUGUUUAUUUCAUACGUAGAACUUGCUUCCUUAUUGGGUGACCUAACGCAAUGCUGUUGCCGCAAGUAUUUAUCACGCCAAAAACGUCAAUAUAUCGAGGGUGCACUCUAUCGGUGGACUCGAGAGCUUCCCGAACAUUUACAGCUCUUCCGGCGAGCCAGUCCCAAUCAGGGCACCUCCCCCAAGCUAGUGCCGGCGCCGUACAGCUUCGAAGCCCGUCAGUUACACGUUCUGUAUUUCGUAAUUCUCGCCAUUCUUUUUCGAACGACACCACCUGCAAGCACACCCUCUCCGGCAGCGGUGCUCGCGUCAUCCUUCGUUGCGGGUAUUUUUGAGGAUUUCCUGGCUCGAGACGAAAUCCGUUUUCUUGGUCCAGAAUUUACCUUUUAUGUUUUAGCCUCGGGAGUAGGACUUUUGUCGUGUUUUCCAUACCCACACCUCUGGGCCAAGGCUGAGCGAGAUCUCCGCAUCAUAUAUAAUUCUCAAAAAGAACUCUCAACCAGAUGGCCUUCCGCAAUUGGCAGUUUAAAUGCGCUACAGAGCAUGAAGGCGGAGGCUAGCAAGACCCAACGACACAAGGAUGCGCAAAUGAUUGGGAGCCUCGCUCCAGAGCAACUGUCAUACUUCAGCGGUUUUGGUACGGAUUUGUGUCGGAUUGGAGAAGCCAUUUUGACACACCAUAUCCAGGACCUUUUGGGCCCGCGAAGAAUCUACGACGACCAAUCCUCACGUAGUGCGUCUGAUAUGAUGACGGCGGGGAUCUUAGCAGAGUUAAAAACUCCAAUAGCCGGCCCUACAGCUUUGGACGGAUACCAACCCCUAGCUACCAUUCUUGAGCAUCACCCGAUGCAGAGCGCGUCCAGUAGGGUCACCACGGAUAUCACUGGUGAUAUUUUUUGCGGCCAAUACGCAGGGAUUGGCGACUGGCUUCUGAAAGACUGGGACUGGAAUAGUGCUAUAGCUUGGUAAAUUUAUUCCUGGUUUCCUGAACGUCGGUUGCCCACACUCUGCGUUCAAAUAGCACACGAUCAAAAUAUUCUAGGAUAGCGCAUCUUUUCUCCCGUAUCAGAGGAUUGUUAUGUUGUUUUGC
Histoplasma capsulatum G186AR is the source of this 2110-nucleotide messenger RNA. Its product is annotated as fungal specific transcription factor domain-containing protein. The coding region runs from base 1 to 1989 and encodes 662 amino acids. The record is from RefSeq and is a predicted model, not a curated record. Gene Ontology annotation, biological process: DNA-templated transcription. Gene Ontology annotation, molecular function: zinc ion binding; DNA binding. NCBI's taxonomy places the organism in Eukaryota, Fungi, Ascomycota, Eurotiomycetes, Onygenales, Ajellomycetaceae. The transcript has 3 exons.